GCGCACACAAUGUCACGACGUGGCGUCGGUAGACAACCGGACUAUCGUCGUGACCAGCCGUCACCGGCGUCUCAACAAGGCGGUGGAAGAGGCAGAGUUGCUGGUGGCAGACGAGGCGACGCUGAUGGAAGAGGACGCGGUACUGCUCCUUCUAGUUUCUCUCUGGUUGUUUCACAACCAUCAUCAGUCGCUUCACCUUCAACUUCGGCUCCUCCUCAGCCUCAGCCUCAGCCAUCACCGUCCUCGGUGGCUGAACUGGCAAGUGGUGUCGAAAGGACAGUCACAUUGCAGGAUCAAGCUCCGCCGAGAAGGCCUGGCUACGGAAACGUCGGAAAGAAAAUCCAAGUCCGAGCAAAUCAUUUUCUCGUUGAAGUCGCCGAUAUAGAUCUCUUCCACUACGAUGUGACUAUAACGCCAGCGAUAAAAUCAAAGAAAGUGAAUCGGAGUGUAAUGACUCAGCUAGACACGCUGUACCGAGAGUCACAUUUUGGUGGCAGAAGGGCUGCUUACGAUGGCAGCAAUAGAAUGUAUACUGCAGGUGCAUUGCCGUUUACAUCCAAAGACUUCAUUGUCAAGUUAGACAAUGAUGACCGUGCCGCAUCUUCGACUUCCAGCUCUGCGAGAAAAGAACGCCUAUUCAAAGUGGCAAUUAAGUUGGUUUUUAAGGCUGACUUACAGCAUCUGAAAGAGUUUUUAGUCAGUAGGCAGUCAGAUGUUCCGCAAAAAACAAUUCAAAUUCUCAAUUUGGUACUCAGAGCGGAACCAUCAAUGAAGGAUACUGUUGUGGGGAGGUCAAUUUAUCAUCCUAACACAAAUGAUAGAUUGGGUGACGACGGUAUUGUUUAUUGGAGAGGCUACUACCAAUCUAUCAGGCCAACCCAGAUGGGGCUCUCGCUCAACCUCAUCGAUAUGUCGGCCAGAGCAUUCUAUGAACCACUUCUUGUGACUGACUUUCUCGCAAAACAUUUCCAAUUUAAUCUAUCAAGUCAUCUGUCUUAUCAGGACCGUCUUAUGAUUAAAAAGGCUUUGAGAGGAAUAAAGGUUGAGCUUUCUCAGACGGACUAUGUAAGAAGCUACAAAGUCACUGGUGUUUCAACACAAUCAGUUAGCCAGUUAAUGUUUACCCUUGAUGACAAGAAAACAAAGACAUCAGUUCUUCAAUAUUUUCGUGACAAAUAUAACAUUGUUCUCCAGUAUGCGUCUUUGCCUGCCCUUCAAGCGGGUAGUGAUUCAAAUCCAGUUUAUUUACCGAUGGAGGUUUGUAAGAUUGCUGCCGGACAGAGAUACACUAAGACAUUAAAUAAAAAACAAGUAACUACCCUAUUAAGAGCAACAUGUCAACGGCCUUAUGAAAGGGAAGGGAAUAUCACAGAUAUCAGAAAGCGAAAGCUUGUAAAUGAGGACUUCGGACUCCAAAUACAAGAAGGACUUACAACGGUUGAUGCUCGAGUGUUGCCAUCUCCAACGCUUAAUUAUCAUGAAACUGGGAGAGAACCAAGGGAACAGCCUACAAUGGGGCAAUGGAAUAUGAUAAACAAGAAAAUGGUCAACGGCGGUAGAGUGUCAUAUUGGACGUGUGUGAAUUUCUCCACUCGAGUGAACAAAGAUUUUCUGUUCCAAUUCUGUGAUAAAUUGGUCAACAUGUGCAACAGCAAAGGAAUUGAUUUUAGCCUAGACCCUUUGAUACCAAUACAUUCAGCUCAUCCUGGUCAAAUUGAUAGGGCUCUCAUGAAUAUUCACAAGCAGAGUGAAGCCAAACUUAAAGAAAUUGAGCCAGCAGGAAAACAGCUUCAGCUGUUGAUAAUUAUUUUGCCUGAUGCCACUGGGUCAUAUGGGAAGAUUAAACGUAUAUGUGAAACGGAGCUAGGGAUUGUUUCUCAGUGCUGUCAGCCCAAGCAAGCAUCAAAGCUUAGUAUGCAGUACCUUGAAAAUUUGGCUCUCAAGAUCAAUGUGAAGGCGGGGGGACGUAACAAUGUGUUAACUGAUGCUAUACAAAGAAGAAUUCCUCUUAUAUCUGAUCGACCAACAAUAAUAUUUGGUGCGGAUGUGACACAUCCACAACCGGGAGAGGACUCUAGCCCUUCGAUAGCUGCGGUAGUAGCUUCUAUGGAUUGGCCGGAGGUAACCAAAUACAGAGGACUUGUCUCUGCACAGGAUCACAAUGAAGAAAUUAUCCAGGAUCUCUAUAAAUUAGUGCAGGAUCCUCAAAGGGAUUUGGUUCAUGGAGGCAUGAUCAGAGAUCAACUUAUUGCCUUCAGAAAAGCAACUGGGCAUAGACCCCAGAGGAUUAUUUUCUACAGAGAUGGUGUUGGCGAAAGCCAAUUUAGUCAAGUUCUGCUUUAUGAGAUGGAUGCAAUAAGAAAGGCCUGUCUCUCCCUAGAGGAAAAUUAUCUGCCGCCAGUUACUUUUAUCGUUGUUCAGAAAAGACAUAAUACACGCCUUUUUCCUACAGAUAAUCAGACAGACAGGAGUGGCAAUAUUCAACCAGGUACUGUUGUCGAUACGAAGAUUUGCCAUCCAACUCAGUUUGACUUCUACCUUAACAGCCAUGCUGGAAGACAGGGGACUAGCCGGCCCAUGCACUACCACGUGUUGUACGAUGAGAACAAUUUUACUGCAGAUCUCUUACAAGUGCUAACCAAUAAUUUGUGUUACACGUAUGCAAGGUGCACUCGAUCAGUUUCCAUAGUUCCUCCUGCAUAUUAUGCCCAUUUAACAGCUUUUCGAGCACGCUAUUACAUUGAGGGUGAUACAUCAGAUGGUGGUUUUACUGGGAGUGAGAACAGAACAGUGUUCCGGCCCCUUCCUCUGAUCAAGGAUAACGUGACGGAUGUCAUGUUUUAUUGCUGA
This is a messenger RNA of Quercus robur (English oak), 2850 nucleotides long. Its product is annotated as protein argonaute 5-like. Lineage: Eukaryota; Viridiplantae; Streptophyta; Magnoliopsida; Fagales; Fagaceae. Gene Ontology annotation, molecular function: RNA binding; protein binding. Gene Ontology annotation, cellular component: cytoplasm. The record is from RefSeq and is a predicted model, not a curated record. Bases 10 to 2850 code for a protein of 946 amino acids. Gene Ontology annotation, biological process: regulatory ncRNA-mediated post-transcriptional gene silencing. The transcript has 21 exons.